Messenger RNA from Sinocyclocheilus rhinocerous, 498 nucleotides. RefSeq names its product sialoadhesin-like. Gene Ontology annotation, molecular function: transmembrane signaling receptor activity. Gene Ontology annotation, biological process: cell surface receptor signaling pathway; immune response. Gene Ontology annotation, cellular component: external side of plasma membrane. The transcript is spliced from 2 exons. NCBI's taxonomy places the organism in Eukaryota, Metazoa, Chordata, Actinopteri, Cypriniformes, Cyprinidae. The record is from RefSeq and is a predicted model, not a curated record. The annotation marks the transcript as partial.
ACAGUUACUCUGAGCUGUGAUGUGGGACAGUUAACUGGACAGACGGUUAUCUGGUUCAAAGACUUCAUGAGAAUACAAACUGGUGAUGAAACAAAAACACUGAGAGAUGUGAGAGUCUCUGAUGGAGGAAAAUAUUCGUGUACUGUAGGAGGAAAGACCACACAAAGCCAAAUAGUCAUGCUAACAGUAAGAGAGAGACCCAAGCCUGCAUUGCGUGUUCAGCCUGAUGGACGUGUGUUCAGAGGACAGACGGUCACGCUCACAUGUGACAUACAGGAGACAAACGUCAGCAGCUGGAGCUACAGCUGGAAUAAAGAUGAUUCAGUGAUUCAUGUCAGUCAAUCACAGGAAUACCGAAUCAGUUCUGUUAAUGAAUCUCACACGGGUCAUUACAGCUGUGCUGGAAACGAGACCCAAGGAUCACGAUACUCACACACCAGUGAUAAAGUUACACUGACCGUAUCAGGUGAGAGUCUUUAUAUCUGUUUAUCACUCUGA